This is a messenger RNA of Perca flavescens (yellow perch), 528 nucleotides long. RefSeq names its product L-selectin (gene sell). Lineage: Eukaryota; Metazoa; Chordata; Actinopteri; Perciformes; Percidae. The transcript is spliced from 3 exons. The record is from RefSeq and is a predicted model, not a curated record. The coding region runs from base 1 to 528 and encodes 175 amino acids.
AUGUACAGUAGCUCCUUGGCUGUGACUACCUUGGGCUGGACAUAUCAUUACUCACAAAAAACCAUGAACUGGACCCAGGCCCGACGUUGGUGCCAAACCGAUUACACAGACAUGGUGGUUAUCCAAAACCAGACAGAGAACAACUAUCUGGUCUCCAAGCUGCCAAACAGAACUAGGAGUCCAUAUUAUUGGAUUGGAAUCACUAAAAACCACAUGAAUGAAAAUUGGACCUGGAUUGGGAAUAACAGCACGUGGGUUGGUGAGCAGUCAUGGGCAGUAAACGAGCCCAAUAACAACCACAGCAAUGAGUUUUGUGUGGAGAUCUAUGUGAACACAGGACCAAACCGAGGGAAGUGGAAUGAUGAGAAAUGCGCCCUACAAAAAUACGCUGUUUGUUAUAAAGCCCAAUGUAAUGCAACAUCAUGUGGCAGAGGAAGAUGCCAGGAGAUGAUAGAAAACAUAACCUGCCUCUGUGAACCUGGCUUUAAGGGAGAUAGAUGCCAAACAGGUGAGGAGUUAGCUCUCUGA